CCCUCUCAUUCCCUUCCAUAAGGGCUCUCUUACUCUCUGCGAGGUUUCACAUCCUCGCAGAGAUUAGAAGCCCAUAACAAAGUCUCCUAGAAGUAUCAUCAUAUCAUAUUUCUAUCACCACCACCUUCAAUCUCACGAGAAUGGAGCUCCAAUCUCCUGCCGCCGCUAAGAAGCUGUGGAACUAUCUCCGCGUUGUCUUCUUCAUGAUGAGGAAGGGUUUUAUUUCUAAAAGAAAGCUAGUUAUGGACAUGAACCUCAUGAUGAAGAGAGGGAAGCUCCUCGGUAAGUCCCUUGGCAAUCUCAUGUUCCACCACCACACCCGACCACCCCAUGCCCCAAGCUUCGGCCUACAAGAGUACGAGUUCUCAUGCAGCAACAGCCCUAGCCCGGUUUUUUUCCACGCGAAGCGCCGCCACAACUACUUUCCUUGCCUAAAUGCAGUGGUCGAGGAGACCGACGAGACCUCACGGCCUGCCGUGGUGCUGCCAAGAAUUGAGUACUCCCCCCAGUGUUCAUUUCUGUCACAAGAACUUGCCCCGGGAGAGAGGUGUAGCCCACUUCCCUCACCCUCGCCUUUCUCUGUGAGGAUCUCGAACUAUUCAACGGAGGAUGAGGAAGGAGAUGGUUGUGGCCACGAGGUGGAUGAUGAGGCUGAGGAGUUUAUCAGGAGGUUCUAUGAGCAAUUACGUGCACAGAGCCGCAUUGCUUUGCUUCAGUACCAGGAGAUGGAGUACCAGGAGAUGCUUGCGAGAGGAGCGUGAUGGAAUUGUACGCAUACAUAUACAUGAUGCAUGUGUGUGUAAAUACGUACAGAUGCAUUGCUUUCACGUAUGGUGUUCAGAACCUUCCAGCAUUUUAGAUGGGAAGUGGGUUUGGUGCGUCGAUCUCAUGUUGCACAACUUUGUGUUAUUUUUUUCAUUGUAUUUGCUCUUCUUUUCUUUUUUCUUUUUGUUAAUGGGUGGGAGGGGUAUUAUGACUACUACUCUUGGUAUAUCUAUGUUAUUAUGAUUAAGGUGGUGUACUGGGCUUUGUUAUGUCAUGGAGAGUGAAGACCCAUCAGAUAAUGGUUCGAAGUGUCAAAUAAACUUUUCUUUAGAGUGGUUGUGAAUACGCAUAUAUGUCGUUGUCUC
This is a messenger RNA of Elaeis guineensis (African oil palm), 1130 nucleotides long. RefSeq lists its product as uncharacterized. Lineage: Eukaryota; Viridiplantae; Streptophyta; Magnoliopsida; Arecales; Arecaceae. The record is from RefSeq and is a predicted model, not a curated record.